UCUUUAAUUCAUUUCUACAACUGUUUUCUUCUGUAACGAAUGAAGAUGAAAAUGGAAGGCCUGCUGCCUCUUCAUCUUUGCCAUUCUCAGUAUGCCAGUCUAUACCCGCUGCGCUUCCUCUUUCUAGUCUUCACAAUAUCCAUAACAUGUCUCGCUUCUUCAUCUCGAGCUUGUCCAGGCUUUACAUGCGGGCACUUUCAUUUUCCAUAUCCUUUUGGGGAGGUGAACAGCGGCUGUGGUGACCCUGCACUUCAGCUUGAAUGUGAUCGUGAGGUGAAUAUGGCUCUAAUUAAUAUUAGUGGCUAUCAAUACUACUUAUGGGAUGUCCCAGAAUUAUGGAAAGAGCGUCAAUUGAAAAUAAUUGAGAAAAAAUCUUGGACGGAGGGAUGCAAUCCAUUGGUGAGGAAGCAUACAACAGAAAUCUUGUCUUCUAGCCUUCGAUUUAAUAUUACCGAUGACUACAGGAAUUUAACUCUAUGGGAGGGAUGCCCUCCUGAAACAAUUGAGGAUAAACUAGUGUAUCCCUUACAAUGUAAUCAUAGCUGGUACGUCAAUUUGACGGCAGACUUGAGUUUUUGUAGUAAGUGUAAGUCGAAUGUUACAUUCCCAGUUUCAGAAGAGGGCUUAGAAAUUGCUGAACUCGAAGAAAUUCUACAUACAGGAUUCCGAAUUCAAUUGAAGCCCAACGAAAUAUGCACGGAUUGCGAGGAUAAAGGUGGGCUUUGUGGGUAUGACAUCAAUUCGCGGACGGAGACGACAGAAAUUUAUUGCCAUGGGAGUAAAAGCAAGUCCCAAACAUUGAAAAUUGUUCUAGGUGGUGUCAUUGGAACCGUUGCAUUGUUACUGAUGGGGGCAUUACUUCUGUUCCUUAAUCGGAAGAGGUGUUUACCCACUUACUCUCAGAAUCCCGAUCUUUCUAACGUGGAGAGAUUCCUGCAAGAUUAUGUUCAUCAAAUGCCAUGUAGAUAUUCAUACCCUCAGCUCAUGAAGAUCACCAAUAACUUUGCACACAAAGUAGGGGAAGGAGGUUUUGGUGUGGUCUAUAAAGGAAAGCUUUCUACUGGCGAUCUGGUGGCCGUCAAAAUACUUGAUCAGUCAAGGCGCUGUGAGAAUCAAUUCAUGAAUGAAGUAGCAACCAUCGGAAGGAUCCAUCAUGUUCAUUUGGUUCGUCUGAUGGGAUAUUGCUUCGAAGAACAUAGAAACGCUUUGGUGUAUGAGUACAUGGCUAAUGGAUCUCUAGACAAUUUUAUAUUUGCAGGAAGAGAGAAGGAACAAAUCCUAAAUUGGGCGCAGUUGUAUUCAAUUGCCUUGGGUGCGGCUCGCGGAAUAGCCUAUUUACACCAAGAUUGUGACAACCGUAUCAUUCAUUUUGACAUAAAACCCCACAACAUAUUACUGGAUGAAGAGUUCACACCAAAGGUAGCUGAUUUUGGUCUGGCUAAACUUUGUGGGAAGAAAGAGGAUCAUAUAUCAAUGACAGCCGCAAGAGGAACGCCAGGAUAUGCUGCUCCAGAGGUGUGGAAUAGAAAUUUGGGACAUGUUACGGAAAAAUCAGAUGUUUACAGUAUUGGAAUGGUAUUAUUGGAGAUUGUUGGAGGAAGGAAGAAUGUUGAUGUGCAGGCAAGCCGGUCCAGUCAAUUGUAUUUUCCGGAGUGGGCAUUCAAGUUGAUGGAGAAUGGGCAGUUGCAGAGGGAGUUAAGAGGAAGUGGUAAAGCGGAAAUAGAAUGUGAAGAGAAGGAGAAAGCAAUAAGACUGGCCAAAGUAGGACUAUGGUGCAUCCAGUACAACUCCAGAGAUCGACCGAGCAUGAGUAGAGUGGUUCAAAUGUUGGAAGGAAAUGGUGAUGAUGUAAGCAAUCCUCCCCUGCCUUUCAAUUCAACAAUUAGGGCUGCACUUUCAAUACAUUCAAGUGAAGAGUCUUAUGUGUAAGUAACCAAGGGACUUUCCUUCAAACCCAUCAUUCUGGUCAUCGACGUUGACAUUAUUGUAAGGAGUGUGAACAAAAGAGGGAUGGGACACGAUGAAAAGUAUUCGACCACACCAAGUAUGCUUAGUGUCACUUUAUUCCGACUUCAUUGUAAAUAUGUAAAGAGAAUUAUCCAAUAU
Messenger RNA from Cryptomeria japonica (Japanese cedar), 2106 nucleotides. RefSeq names its product LEAF RUST 10 DISEASE-RESISTANCE LOCUS RECEPTOR-LIKE PROTEIN KINASE-like 2.3. The record is from RefSeq and is a predicted model, not a curated record. The transcript is spliced from 3 exons. Gene Ontology annotation, molecular function: ATP binding; protein kinase activity. Lineage: Eukaryota; Viridiplantae; Streptophyta; Pinopsida; Cupressales; Cupressaceae. Gene Ontology annotation, biological process: protein phosphorylation. The coding region runs from base 40 to 1929 and encodes 629 amino acids.